Molecule: messenger RNA, 1647 nt
Organism: Clarias gariepinus (North African catfish)
Lineage: Eukaryota; Metazoa; Chordata; Actinopteri; Siluriformes; Clariidae
Product: alpha-2,8-sialyltransferase 8F-like
Exons: 8
Coding region: 37-1119 (360 amino acids)
Biological process (GO): N-glycan processing; oligosaccharide metabolic process
Molecular function (GO): alpha-N-acetylneuraminate alpha-2,8-sialyltransferase activity
Source: RefSeq, a predicted model, not a curated record
GUUGAGCUACAGAUUGACAGAGUACACGUAUCAGAUAUGAAGGUCUAUAUGUUAACACUGCUAUCUGUCUUGUUCUUAGCCUCUUUAAGCAGCAUGUUGCUUUGGCACUUCUUUACUUACAGAGGUUCAUCUGAUGUUAGACAAAAUUCCUCAAGCAGAAGUGAUGAAGCUGCCAUCUAUCUAUCAAAACUUAAACACAAUCCUGCAAACAGCAAGGACCGUGGCAUUAUUGACAAACUAUUAGCAAGUUACAGUCAAACGUGGGUAAAGCAGGACAAGAACUUUACAUCAUUUAGGUCAUUGCUUGGCAGCAGCUGCAAUGCUAUUUCCAAUGCAGUGGUUACACAGGACAAUUCACCUGUUGGGACAAAUAUUACAUUUGAUGGGGAGAAAAAAAGGAUAAGGGUGGUGACACCAGACCUGUUCGAUUUAUUUCCCAAGGAAAACCCAUUCAAAGGAGCACCAUGGCACUCAUGUGCUGUGGUGGGCAAUGGAGGCAUCUUAGCCAACAGCAGCUGUGGAAAACAAAUCAACUCUGCUACUUAUGUUAUCAGGUGUAAUCUUCCUCCAGUGAGCAAUGGGUAUGAGAAAGACACAGGAACUAAAACAAACCUUGUUACAGCCAACCCUACCCUCCUCUUUAGAAGGUAUCAAUCGCUAACUGAGCGCCGACGCCCGUUCGUGAGAGACAUGCAAUUGUAUGGAAACGCCCUUAUCUUCCUGCCUGCUUUCUCAUUUGGGAUGAACACAGCUGUGUCCCUGCGUGCCCUCUACUCACUGGAAGAGCACAGUAGCAGCGGCCCGCGGGUUGUCUUUUUUAACCCAAGUUACCUGAAGAGUCUGGCACAAUUUUGGCGUGGCCAGGGACUUCGUGAAAUACGCCUCAGCACAGGUAUCAUGAUGGCCAGCUUGGCACUAGAGCUCUGCAAUAAUGUCCAUUUGUACGGAUUCUGGCCUUUUGAAUCACACCCAUACACCUACCAGCAGCUCAGCAACCAUUAUUAUGAUAACCAACCAGCACACAAAAGAAUGCAUUCGAUGCCAGCUGAGUUUAAAGCCUUGUUAAACCUCCAUAACAAGGGCGUGAUCCAUCUGCACCUAGGGGAGUGCACAAAUUAAAGUUCACCUCAUGGCCAAAAGUUGAUGGACAUCUGACAUCCAGUAUAUGUAUUUUUCCAUUUGCUGUUUCGUGAGAUCAGGCACUGAUGUCAGGUGUAGAGGCCUGGGGUGCAACCGGCAGGCUCAUUUAUCUUCAGUUUGGUUGAGGUCAAGACUCUGUGCAUGCCACUAAAGUUCUAAACGAAAGCUUUGACAAACUGUCUUGUAAUUUGCUUUGUACACUGGGGCAUUGUCAUGCUGGAAUAACGUUGGUCUCCUUAGUUUCAGUGAAGGAAAUUUUCAAAGCUACAGCACACAAAGAAAUCUUAUAUCAAUUUUUUGCUUUAAACUUUGUGGCAAUAGUUUGACAAAGCCCACAUAUGGGUUUAAUAGUCAGGUGUCCACAAAUUUUGUGCAAUAUUGUAUAUGUGGAGCAUCUACGGUUAAACUGUACCAUAAGCUCAUGUGUUGUAUCACUCUGGUAAAAUGGGGUAAAUCAAUGUCAUUAUCUAUAAGAGUUAGUUCUGGUCUAAAAAUUUUAUUGUAUAA